Molecule: messenger RNA, 1057 nt
Organism: Erythranthe guttata (spotted monkey flower)
Lineage: Eukaryota; Viridiplantae; Streptophyta; Magnoliopsida; Lamiales; Phrymaceae
Molecular function (GO): enzyme inhibitor activity
Source: RefSeq, a predicted model, not a curated record
UCAGAAAUGUCGGCCAUCUGAUGGGUAACCCUGUUUCCAUGGACAAUCAUUUGAUUUUCAGCCAUUCAAUUUCAAGCCCCCAUGCAGGACAAUGCCUUUUUCUUCUUCUUCUUCUUUAUCUCGCCCUGAUUUCUCAUAAUCGUCGUCGAAUAGCAGUAACCAAAUUACAUAUAUACAGCUCUAAAAGAGGAGGAGAAAGGAACAAAAAUGAAGAAUUCCGCCAUGUCUUGCAAGUUGUUUUUCCUAUCGGCACUCCUCCUUGGCCUCAGUUUCAUCGCCGCCCCGACCACCGCCGCCCGCCCCAGCCUACACCUCCAGCUCCACCGUAUUCAGAAAAUAUCCAAGCUUUCCGGUGAUCCCCUCGUUAAAGCUGCGUGUGCGGGAACCGCUGAAUUCGAGCCGGAAUGCGUAUCCACCCUGCAAUCGGCGCCGCCGCACCAGAGGGCUGAUGGCGAUGCCCUAGCUUUCUUCGCCCUAAGGUUUGUAGAAGAUCACGCAGUUAACAUUACUACAGACAUCAAGAAAUUCCUCGCAGUUCCGGACCUGGCCCCACUGCUUCAAUCGGCUUUAAGCGAUUGCAUGGAUCAAUACAAUCCACUCGAUGACUUAAUCGAGGACGCAAUAAACGCCAUUCUAGCAAAGGCUUAUUCUGAUGCCGAACAAUUCAUUGAUGCUGCAAUCACUGAUAUUAAUCAGUGUGAUGCGCAGCUCAAAGCCCACAAUUCGGAGGAGAAAGCCGAGAAUAAAACAGGGGAAGAUGUUCAGUUGGCCAAGAAUUUGACAGAAUUCAACCUCUUCCUCAAGAAAAUGCUGUCUGCUGCUAUGAACAUUCUUAAAUCUAAUUAAGGUACAUACACUCUGUUGUUGAUCAACAUGUUACAUAUACACUUUCUAUGAUGUUUUUUUUAAUAUAUGUAUUAGUUGUCCUGUUGGACUAAAGUAACUGAUUUGUCAGUUUUGUAUCAUUUCAUACUUUAUGGUAUGAUAGUAGUGCACUAGUGAUGUAUGAUAUUAUCACAAGGUUAUAUAAUCUAAUUUUGAUUAAUAUUUUUCUUAG